GGGUCCAUUGUAACAGAAUUCAACAGUGAAUAAUACCUUUAACACCAACAACUGUUUUCGCCCGUCCUCCAUGGUUUCUUGCUCCUCCAUUGCCAGUUCCAACUCACACCUCCAUUGCCUCUGCUUAUGUACUCUGCAAUCUCCACAUUUUCACUCAACUGUGUAUCCUUCAAACUUGUUAUCCCCAAUUAGCUUCGUCGUAAUUCUCAAAGCCCUCUACUGCUUUCUGUUUAACCUUCAUUUCAUCAUCUGGGUUUCUUUCAGUCUCCAUUUGGCUUCUUAGGUUUUCAUCAAGUCCUCAAAUCUUGUUAGGUUAUCACAAACACUAAGGCAAACACAAGAAUGACUUCUUUUCUCUCUCUUUCUUUACCGGUGGAGACUACGAUGGAAAACUCUAUUCUACCUCGGCUUCGCUUUGUUUCUUCCUCCCCUCGAGGAAGAUAUUCUCUUAAUUCUGGUUUAAACAACUCAAAAUUUGGGUUUCCCAAUGCUGUCGAAGGAGAAGCUUUUCCCGGGUUAGCUUGCAAUUGGAAGAAAAUGCUAAAUGUGUAUGGUAGAGCGAAACCUCGGAGGAGUAACUGCACGAGAGCGGUGGGAAAGGACUCUGUAGAAGGAAAAGAUAGUGAUGAUUCGGUGGAUACUCUUCAGGCUACAAUAGAGAAGAGCAAGAAAGUUCUUGCUAUGCAAAAGGAUCUACUUCAGCAGAUUGCAGAAAGGAGGAAACUUGUUUCAUCUAUUAAAAAUAUCAAACUCAACAUUGAAGAAGAUUUAGACUCUUAUAAUGGGACUGAUAAUUCGUUUCCAGUACAAGAUCUUGCUUCAACUGUUGCUGGCAGUACUAAUGGAAAAUAUGCUAAUGAUAUCCAUUCCAAGAGCUACACCCAAGCAACUGCAGUUGGGAUGUCAGAAACCCCAGAUGUUGAUAUCAAUGGAAGUUUUAGUGAAGAAGAGCAGGGAAAUGGAAGAAAUUUAUCUCCUGAAAAGGUUUCUUUAGAUAUAGAUUCCUCCAAAGAGUUCAAAGAAACUAGUUCAACAACAGUUCAGUCUGAUACAGUGCCAUCGUUUCUAUUGAAAACCUCUAAGUAUGAUCUAAAAGAUGAAAGCACUGAGGAGUUGGUAGAAUCAAGUUUAGAAGAUGAUGUAAGCAGUGAAGCUAAUCUAGUUUCUGAGGAUGAAACUGUAAAGACACCUCCUUUGGCUGGGGCUAAUGUCAUGAAUAUCAUAUUGGUAGCUGCAGAAUGCGCUCCUUGGUCAAAGACGGGUGGGCUUGGAGAUGUUGCUGGGGCUUUACCAAAGGCUUUGGCUCGGCGUGGACAUAGGGUUAUGGUUGUGGCACCACGGUAUGGUAACUAUGCUGAAGCCCAAGAUAUAGGAGUUCGCAAGAGGUAUAAGGUGGAUGGACAGGAUGUGGAGGUAAAUUUCUUCCAAGCCUACAUUGAUGGUGUGGACUUUGUUUUCAUGGACAUCCCUAUGUUUCGCAAUAUUGAGAACAAUAUAUAUGGGGGAAGCCGAGAGGAUAUUUUAAAACGCAUGGUUUUGUUCUGCAAGGCUGCUGUGGAGGUUCCUUGGCAUGUCCCAUGUGGUGGGGUUUGCUAUGGAGAUGGAAAUUUGGUUUUCAUUGCAAAUGAUUGGCACACUGCAUUAUUACCAGUCUAUCUGAAGGCAUACUACCGUGAUCAUGGUGUGAUGAAAUAUACCCGCUCCAUUCUUGUGAUUCACAAUAUAGCACACCAGGGUCGUGGUCCAGUAGAUGAUUUUCAUUAUGUGGAUCUUCCAGAAGACUACCUAGACCAUUUCAAAUUGUAUGACCCUAUUGGCGGUGAACACUUCAAUAUCUUCGCAGCUGGUUUGAAAGCAGCAGAUCGUGUAGUUACUGUGAGCCAUGGUUAUUCCUGGGAGCUGAAAACUUCAGAAGGUGGUUGGGGUCUCCAUCAAAUCAUAAAUGAGAAUGAUUGGAAACUAAGGGGCAUCGUGAAUGGGAUUGAUAUGAAAGAGUGGAGCCCACUGUUUGAUGUUCACCUUACAUCUGAUGGCUACACUAAUUACUCCUUGGAGACUCUACAGACUGGAAAGCCCCAGUGCAAGGCAGCUCUACAAAAGGAGCUUGGCCUUCCCGUUCGUGAGAAUGUCCCUCUGAUUGGAUUCAUUGGAAGGCUGGACCAUCAGAAAGGUGUUGAUCUCAUUGCCGAGGCUAUUCCUUGGAUGGUGGGCCAGGAUGUCCAGCUAGUCAUGUUGGGUACUGGGAGACCUGACCUGGAACAGAUGCUCAGACAAUUUGAGAGCCAACACCAUGACAAAGUCCGGGGUUGGGUUGGUUUCUCUGUGAAAACAGCUCACCGGAUAACUGCAGGUGCAGACAUCCUGCUCAUGCCUUCUAGAUUUGAACCUUGUGGACUGAACCAGCUUUAUGCAAUGAACUAUGGGACAGUUCCUGUAGUACAUGCUGUUGGAGGACUGGGAGAUACUGUGCAGCAGUUUGAUCCAUUCAAUGAGACAGGGUUUGGCUGGACGUUUGACAGGGCAGAAGCACAUAAACUGAUACACACACUAGGGAACUGCUUGCUUACUUAUCGGGAGUACAAGAAGAGCUGGGAAGGGAUCCAAAGACGUGGAAUGAUGCAAGACCUAAGCUGGGACAAUGCUGCUCAGAAGUACGAGGAAGUUCUUGUUGCUGCAAAGUAUCAGUGGUGAUUCUUUGAACAUAAGAGCUGCAGUUUCAAGUUUAUGGGACUUCUAUUUUUCUUUUAGGUCAAUAUAUCUGGAGACAAUAUAUGCUUGAAGCCUCGUGCUUCUUCCAAGAGAGAUGCAGAUGAUGGUUUCUUGGUGAAUGCUGCACACUAUUUCUUUCUCAUGCUGUUCUAAAAUAACACGAAGGCAAAGGCACCUCUAUUGCAAGGACCACUCACUGAGUUAAAAACACCUGCAGAAAAUCCAGUUGCUUUCCUAGUUCAUUUGUGAUGAGCAACAGCAUGACAAACCUCUAUGCCCGGCUGUUAAACUCCUACAACUGUAAUUUUUUGUUAUUUUGUGAAUGUAUUAUCUUUGGUCCAUAGUUUGAUACACGUUGCACAAUUAUUGUUUGUUGAUUGUCAAUGAUACAUAUUUCAGUAUUUUCUGUGGGUUAAGAUGUUGAUUUGCGUUGUGAUCCAGUGUUUCUUAUCACUUA
Nelumbo nucifera (sacred lotus) is the source of this 3166-nucleotide messenger RNA. RefSeq names its product granule-bound starch synthase 2, chloroplastic/amyloplastic. NCBI's taxonomy places the organism in Eukaryota, Viridiplantae, Streptophyta, Magnoliopsida, Proteales, Nelumbonaceae. The record is from RefSeq and is a predicted model, not a curated record. Gene Ontology annotation, molecular function: alpha-1,4-glucan glucosyltransferase (UDP-glucose donor) activity.